AUUUGUUGUUGCAAAACGUUAUUGCAAAGCCGGGCGAGAAAAACAAAGAAAACAAAACAUUACUUUUCCCCAUUCCCAACUAUAAUCAAUUUUUAAUUAGUGGUAGCUUUAAAUUAAUGACACUUAAAGCCUGGUGCUGAUUUGGUUGUCAGCUCAGGCAUCGUGUUUUCACAUUUGCUUGCCCAAUUUCGACAUGAUUUCCUCAAAUGUCGCAGGAGGACUUAACCAAUUAAGUAUUUGCUCAUGGGACCGGCGUCAGACCAUUGUCCAGAAAGUCCGAAAUGAGUUGGUCAAGCGAAAUAUAAUGAGCUUGGACUAUUUCAACGACUCCGUGGUGAAAUUUAAUAUGAGAAUCACGUCAAUUUGUUGGCACCAAAAGUACCCAUAUUGCUUCGCAGUCGGCUCAAAACAUGGGGACAUUUCUGUAGGAUCGUUAGACAGGAAAUUGGACAACGCUGAAGAUUUUGGGUCAGGAUGGAUUCCAAGCAUUAAGCAAACUGUUAAAGGAUCGGGACCUGGGGGCUCAAUCACGGAUAUGAAAUUUGACCAAAAUGAAAGAAACAUUUUGUACAGAACUUCAAUUGACAGCACAGUUUCGAGGAUUGACUUUGAACAUUCCGGAAAUAGUUUGACAUAUAUGAAUCAUGACAGCUACACAAACUGGUUUACCGCAAUGGACAUUGACUUUCGUGCAAGAAUACUGGCUGCUGGAGACAAUCGUGGAUAUGUGCGAUUUUUCAAUCUCCAAGAUGGAAAACUAAUUGGAUCACAUCAGCUUCAUAAGUCAAAGGUACACCACAUUGAAUUCUGCAAAAGGGAUCCAAACAUAAUUGUAACUGCUGGUCUUUUAAAAGAGUCUUCCGUGCGAAUUUGGGAUAUCCGAACACUGAACUCAAAGGUUGGCCCAUUGGCGACGUUGGAACACAACGCUGGCGUUAAUGCUGCUCGAUUCAAUCCUACUGAUGGAACGAAGUUGAUGACAAGCGAUCAAGAUAGUGAAAUUAGAGUGUAUCCAUUUCAGAGCUCGAUUUUGGGAGAACCAGAACCAAUAAUUAUCAAUCAGUAUCAUCGACAAUUUCAACAUCUCACACCGAUUAAGGCAGAGUGGCAUCCGUUGGCGGAUCUGAUUGUAAUAGGAAAAUUUCCUAAAAAUUCACCUGGUGCUCCAAAAAAUUCAGUGCGAAAAAGCAUAGAAUUGUAUAAUCCAGAAAAUGGAGACUGUGUUGCAGAAAUAUUUCAACCAUCUAAUAAAAUCGUGAGCUUAAAUGUGUUUAACCCAACUGGAGAGCUGCUGGCUUCUGGAAUGAGCUCCGAACUGGUUAUUUGGAGGCCAACUGCUAUUAGAGAUAUUGAUGAUAAUUGCCAGGAAGGUGACAAUGAUAAUCUUAUCAGAUGUGGAAAUUCAAACCAGACUAUGGGAUUGUCUCAAGAUGCUCGAAAUCGCCUCCGAGGUAAAAAUACAACUGGUACUCGUCGAGCUCGAAGGACUCGGGAAUACAGCCCUGUAGAUGAUGAUGACGACGAAAAUAAUGAAAAUGACAAAAAGACGAAACGACCCAGGAAGGUUCCAGCAUCAUCCACAAAGACUAAAACGACUUCCAAGAAAAAGUAAUAUAUUUUUUAAGGCGACCAUCUUCUUUUGCUUUCAGUUCCUCCGAGACAAUUCAUAGGAAUUGUGAACUUGCUUUCCUUUAGUACUUUACUUAUCGACUGAUUGUGAUAUUCAAUAAUGUUGACAAUGCAAAGAUGACUUUGAUACGAUAGAGUCAGAUCUUGCAUAUUUAAUUUUAACUGCGUAAUGCAAUAAUGAUAAUAACGGUGACUGAUUGAUGACUUUCCCCAUACUGGAAUUAAUUGACUUUGUGGUUCUACCGAGUACCUGCUUUGAUUAUACAAUUUUAUUACUAUUAUUAUCCUUCAUAGAACUGGUAAAAAUCAGCCCUUGAGUAAAUCCAUAAUAUGUACAUUAUCUUAUGUUCUGAUCUCUGAACAAUAAAAAAGCCACAAGUGACA
This is a messenger RNA of Folsomia candida, 2013 nucleotides long. RefSeq names its product DNA damage-binding protein 2. The coding region runs from base 194 to 1612 and encodes 472 amino acids. Lineage: Eukaryota; Metazoa; Arthropoda; Collembola; Entomobryomorpha; Isotomidae. Gene Ontology annotation, cellular component: Cul4-RING E3 ubiquitin ligase complex; nucleus. The transcript has 7 exons. Gene Ontology annotation, molecular function: damaged DNA binding; protein binding. Gene Ontology annotation, biological process: DNA repair; response to UV. The record is from RefSeq and is a predicted model, not a curated record.